AUGUACCGCUCUCCUCGUCUGCCGCACAUCACGCGCGCGCAGGGCAUCGACGAGUGGAAGACCCCCUCCCCGUUCCGCAAGAUCGAGCGCAAGGGCGAGUCCAACCUGGUCGACCGCUCCAAUACCACCAAGAACCUCACCCCGUUCGACCCCAACGGGUUCGCGGCUCUGCUCGGAACGGACGCCGACAAGGAAGACCUCGCUGGCGUCGGCUCCGGCGACGCGUCUGGCGCCGUGCAGGAGACGGAGCCGACCUCGACGCGCUCCGGCUUCCGCUUCGGCAAGUUCUGCUCGACAAAGCUGCUGUGCGUCUUCUUCUCCGUGGUGAUCGGUCUGGGCUGUUCGGCCGUUGCUCUGUCUUCCUAUGGCUCUGCCGGCGUCUCAGAGCUCCUCGACGCGGUGUCCGUGCCCGACGCGGUCGCGAUCCCGGUUCUCGACCUCUCCAACACCACGCCAAAGAACGAGUUCAGCCCCUUUGCCGACGGCUAUAUGAGGCCUGAGGUGCCGGUGCCAAAGGUGGAUGUGUGUGGAAUCAACGGGAACGCGAGAACUGUUGGCUUCCCAGACAUCUUCAUCGGUGGAGGAAUGAAGUCAGGCACGACCUCUCGCUUCGAAUGGCUGCAAGCGCACCCUGAAGUCGCAAAACAAGAAACAAAGGAGACCCACUUCUUCACAACCAACCGCACAGCUCGCGAGGCGGUGGACUUCCUCACCAGACAACUUAGCUGGCAACACCUUUGCAAAUCGCGCUUCAAGCUGGCGUCUUUAGAAGCAACCGCGGGUGGCGCAGAUUUCCCGUUGCAGUAUCGCGCCGCAAAUCCAGCGCUGCGUGCUGUGCUCGUCUUGCGUGAGCCGCUGACUCGGACGAUCAGUGAGCUCCAGCACCGUGCCACAUCUUACUUUAGGGGAGACCGCCCGGAAUGCCUCCGCAGGCUCUUCCUACAACAGUGUCUACAUGAUCUAAAGACGUUCUCCGGCUUCAAGACGUCUCAUUAUGGUGCAAUCGUUCAACAGUGGCUUCAUAGCUUUCCACGAGACCAGCUCAUGGUUGCUCGCUUCGAAGACAUGGUGGCAAGGCCAGCGACCUUUUACGCCGACAUGCUUCGCUUUGCGGGCCUCUCGCCUUUCGACCCAGGUCUUGGCUUCUUUCGGGCAGCUAACAGUGGUAGAUCCAGCGAGGAGCGCCCCUACAACAUGACUACUGCAGGCUUUAGUAGUCUUGUGAACGACUUUGGGUCAGACAUGACAUUGCUGAACUCGCUGAUGCAAGGCGACUUUGAAGUCACCCAGGUUGGGCUGCAAUCGAAGUGCAAAAGCCUCAUAAAUGCCUUGGAAAAGCAAGGCACUUUCAAUACCGUCUACAUGAAAGGGCCUGGGUGGCUGUGCGAGGGCGACACGUGUAUUGACACUCUCUACUGCUCUUCGAAUCGCACAGCCGGAGGCAAAUCGUACCAUCGUGCCAAGAGCAUGGCCAAGAGUUCAGGCAACACUUUCACAUAUGAGUACUUGUUGAGGAAUGCGUCUCUGUCCAGCACGAAGUUCUUGGCUGGCCAGAUGGGAAGUGCCCAUAAUCUGUGGAUGCGCCCGAAGAACUCAAGCACUACGUAUCUGCAAUAUUGCCCAAAACGUGUGCUUGAGUUGCAGGAUACUAUUGAUCUUUACUUGUACCUGAACCCAGAGGCAAGGCCCGCUUCUGUGUCUCUGCUACACUUCGACAAGCUGGAGCUGAUGAGACGUGCAAGCCGUGAGCUUACAGACAUUGACACGCUGUUUUUUGUCAACCACUUUGACCGGAGUCGAUCAUGCAAUGGCACCUGUUGCGGGGCCGCUGAGCGUCGAGUCGUCGACUUCUCGAAGACAACGCCGGAGAUUGAAUUCAAACCUACGCUCGAGACAAAGCGCGGGCCGCUGUUUGCUCCUUUCAACCCCGACACACCAACCGGCCCGUCAGAGUUCUCUAUCCCAACUGAGGCUGUGUUGUUUGGAGAUUAUGGCUCGUUCGCGCUUAGAGUGGUCAACGAAUCGCAGAUCUCGGUCACCCAUGACACUGGCCUGCGCAUCUAUGCCGGUCCGCUCCCACUUAACCAGCAGUCUAUUCUCCGUGCGUGGUGA
This is a messenger RNA of Emiliania huxleyi CCMP1516, 2112 nucleotides long. RefSeq lists its product as hypothetical. The coding region runs from base 1 to 2112 and encodes 703 amino acids. Lineage: Eukaryota; Haptophyta; Isochrysidales; Noelaerhabdaceae. Gene Ontology annotation, molecular function: sulfotransferase activity. The record is from RefSeq and is a predicted model, not a curated record. The transcript has 9 exons.